Toxoplasma gondii ME49 is the source of this 1314-nucleotide messenger RNA. RefSeq names its product deoxyribose-phosphate aldolase. Gene Ontology annotation, molecular function: deoxyribose-phosphate aldolase activity. Gene Ontology annotation, cellular component: cytoplasm. The coding region runs from base 471 to 1259 and encodes 262 amino acids. The record is from RefSeq and is a predicted model, not a curated record. NCBI's taxonomy places the organism in Eukaryota, Apicomplexa, Conoidasida, Eucoccidiorida, Sarcocystidae. The transcript has 2 exons. Gene Ontology annotation, biological process: deoxyribonucleotide catabolic process; carbohydrate catabolic process.
ACUCUUGUCGGCGAUAAUCUGUUGAAGGACGCCAAGAUGCGUCAUCUGCCACCUUAUCUGUUCAGAGGCAUCUUUUCCUACACGAAUGCCACACCUGGAUGGUCGAGCGGCGAUUCUGUGGCAGCUCGAGUUGACGAUCAUGUUUGCAAAUUCAGCAUGACAGUACGCUGGCGAGCUAACUGCUCCUGGGUACGACGGGGGGGGGGAAGGGCGACUGACGUGUUGCUGCAUUUUCGUUUGCCGGAAAGCUAAUUGCUUUUCGGAGUCUGUGUGAAUCGUUUUAACGGACAACCCUUCAACAACGGCAGUGCCUGCGAUUCACUGGGCAACGACCCAACUAGUCGAUGAUACACUCAUACUUACAUCAUUGUUCCUCAAAGGUAUCCGUACGCUGUAAAUGCGGCGUUUUGCGCCGCGCUUUAAUGUUUGUGCACAGAACACGGGAGUCCUGCUUUAACUUGGUGUAGAGGAUGGAUGCAGAACAACAGGCUUGUCGGGCUUACGUUGCCCGGCGUGUCAUUUCCCUCAUUGAUGCGACAGACCUUUCUGAAGGGUCAACCGAACAGUCGGUUACUAAACUUUGUGAGGAUGCUCUGAAAAUCCCUCGCGCCGCGGCUGUGUGUGUAUGGCCUUCGGCAGUCAAGUUUAUCAAAAAGGUGCUUCCCAGUCGUCUGCCAGAGGCUGCAGAGCUCACGGUUGCUACGGUCCUGAAUUUCCCCUCUGGCAAAGGUAGUGUCGAAGUGGUGACCUCUGAGGCUCUCCGUGCUCUCAGUGACGGGGCCGACGAAUUGGAUCUUGUAGUGGACUGGGAGCUGCUAAACCGCGACGCUAACGCUGGCGAGGCGGCACUUCGAACUCUCGUUUCUGCAGUCCGGAAGGUCUCAGGCUCAGCAGUGCUGAAAGUGAUUCUUGAGACGGGAAUGCUCUCCAGUGAUGUGCCUGAUCUGGUCGUCCGCGCGAGCAAGGCUGCGUUGGAAAGUGGAGCAGAUAUGCUCAAGACAUCAACAGGAAAGGUCACCGUAAAUGCGACCCUGCCCGCCGUCAGAGAUAUGUGUCGUGCCAUAAAGGAGUACCAGGAGGUGCAUAAAGAUAGCAGGAUUGUUGGCAUCAAAAUAGCGGGAGGAGUGAAGUCUCUCGACGUUUGUGCACAGUAUUUGAAUCUGGUCUCGGAUGCACUCGGUGCUGAUUUUGUCACGAAGAGAACAUUUCGCAUCGGUGCCUCCUCACUUCUUGCAGGAGCCCGGGAAUUCGUUCUGUAAAAUGGCUUUUUCAGGACACUGGGACAAGCAUGAUUGCUGUUUCAUGAUAUGAUCU